AUGAUUCAGAUGCAGUCCGUGCUGGACGUUGCCGACAAUUCCGGCGCCCGGAAGAUUGCCGUGAUCAAUCCGGUCGGCGGUUCGACCGGCCGUUUCGCGCGACUUGGGGAUGUCGUGACCGCCUCCGUCAAGGAGGCGACGCCCGCCUCGGCCGUCAAGAAGGGUCAGGUGGUGAAGGCCGUCAUCGUCCGGACGCACAAGGAGCAUCGCCGGCGGGACGGCAGCUACAUUCGGUUCGACCGCAACGCCGCGGUGCUGGUCGACGAUCAGAACGAGCCGAUCGGGACCCGCGUGUUCGGUCCCGUCGCCCGCGAAUUGCGCGAGCGGAAGUUCAUGAAGAUCAUCUCGCUGGCGCCCGAGGUGCUGUAA
Messenger RNA from Geodia barretti, 369 nucleotides. Lineage: Eukaryota; Metazoa; Porifera; Demospongiae; Tetractinellida; Geodiidae. The record is from the annotation of a GenBank genome assembly.